AUGGCUAGCAUUCUCCAGCGGCCAAAAUCCGAGACAACGGUGUUUCUAGACCAGCCCCCCAGCUGUCUCGAAUUUUGUCCAGAGAUCCGUGACCAUUUCCUAGUGGGCACUUACCUCCUCUCCGAAACAAAGAAUGAGAGUGGAGACAUCCAGCAAACCAAAACAGGCAGUUUGCAGCUUUGGAAGUUAGACCCGAGCACCAAUGCACUAUCCUUAGUACAUAGACUAGCUCUUCCCUAUGCAGUCUUUGAUCUCCACUUUCAUCCAAGGGAGAGGAACAAGUUUGCAAUUGUUAGCAGUACUGGGCAUGCAGCCCUGUUUAGUGUCUCUGGUGAUUCAGUACAACCAACCAUAAGUCAUAUCUGGACGAAGCAGGUCCACGAGGAUACCUCCAUCCCGGCUCUUUUUUUCGCAUGGGCCCCUCGGAGUUGGUUUCCUAAACCUGACUGUGAUGGAUUUGCUGUUACUUUCUCAGAUAGCCGAACAGCAGUCUUUGGGACAGAAGGGGAUAUCUCAGACGCGGACAGCGUUACAGAAUGGGGCUCCUUUGAAGCCUGCCAAAUGAUCGAGGUGUGGUUCGUUGCUCUGACUGUGAUCAAACAGCGUUCUAUUGAUGAAGGGGCAACCUCCGACCAUAUUAUACCUUACAUGUUUACUGGAAAUGACUUCGGAUCACUCCAUACGCGCCGCUUCGAAAACCACAGCGAACAGCCAGAUGAAGUGGACGAGCCACUGAAAUCACUGCUUCUCGAGCAUGAUGAUAGAUCUCGUCAUCACACUGCUGGUGUUACAGCCAUCCUCCCCCUCCCAGUCGAUAUGCUAGAUGAUGCACCGAUACUGUUGACAGGAAGUUAUGACGAGGGUUUACGGGUCUAUCAUGCUACGAGACGAGGCGAUGUGUUGGCCGAACAGGGUUUAGGUGGUGGUGUCUGGCGACUACAACUACUUUCGUCAACAGAAAGUCGCAAUCCCAAUGAUAAAGAUCGAGUUUUGGAGCGACAAUUCCUAGUGUUGGCAAGCUGUAUGCAUGCCGGAACAAGAAUUGUACGCGUUUCCCAAAGACAACAGGAUCAGGAUCCAGUAUGGGAUAUUGAGAUUCUGGCCGAAUUCACAGAACAUGAGAGUAUGAACUAUGCGAGUGAUGUUUGGAAGGGCGCGAGAUCGGAUCACUCGGAUUCGCUUCAAGCAUCUUCCGAGCUGCUUUGUGUGUCGAGUAGUUUCUAUGAUCGUCGACUUUGCGUGUGGCGAGCCAAGUCAUAG
Molecule: messenger RNA, 1260 nt
Organism: Penicillium angulare
Lineage: Eukaryota; Fungi; Ascomycota; Eurotiomycetes; Eurotiales; Aspergillaceae
Exons: 2
Coding region: 1-1260 (419 amino acids)
Molecular function (GO): protein binding
Source: RefSeq, a predicted model, not a curated record